UGUUUUUUAUGGAGGAAGUGCACAUCAGACGAGUCAGCUGCAUUGCUCUCGUUGACCUUGUGACCGAUUUCGAACAUUUCUACCAGAAUCUUGAAAUUCAGGGUUGGAAGAAAGAAUUACUGCAAGGAGAGAAAUAAGUUGGAAAACCAAAGCAGAUUUUUUUGUUGGAGGUCGAAACAAAGUAAUUUAUUUUCAGGGGAAUCUCACGACUGAAGAAAAUGGCUUCACUCUUCACAGUGGAAAAUGAGACAAAGAAAACAAGUGGCAGAUUUCCAAUGCAAUUUACAGAGUGCUGAGGAACUCAGACUCAACCGUGCAUCUUCCACAGAGUCCAGGAACUGCCCAGCAGAGGACCCUAACACUUACACUUACUACAACAAGGACGAUCCAUCGAUGCAUCAUGGAGAAAUCAGAGACUUACAGGGAUUAUCACCUGCAGUAAUGAUUAGCGAUGAACCUCAGCCAGUAACUCCAGGAAAAAUGAGUCUGCGCCCAGGAAAGGAAGCAUUUUAUUCCCAAACUAAAGAGUUGGUCUACUCAUCAAUCAGCCCAGGAACCAACAGCAAUCACGGCUUGGACAGAGGCAGAGAUGACGUGUCCUUAUCAAAGGAUGACUCUACUCACACAAUAUCAAAAAGCAAGUCAGAGUCCAAGCUUUACAAUGGAACAGAAAAAGAUCUUGUCUCACCUGGAAGUAAACUCACAAAGAAGGAGUCUCUUAAGGUUCAAAAGAAAAAUUACAGAGAAGAAAAGAAAAGAGCCACCAAAGAGCUGCUGAGCAGCAUCACUGAUCCGUCUGUAAUAGUAAUGGCUGAUUGGCUAAAGAUUCGUGGAACUUUAAAGAGUUGGACAAAACUGUGGUGUGUCCUGAAGCCUGGAGUUCUACUCAUCUACAAAACUCCAAAGAACGGCCAGUGGGUGGGAACGGUGCUUCUGAAUGCCUGCGAACUCAUUGAAAGACCAUCAAAGAAGGAUGGUUUCUGUUUUAAAGUCUUCCAUCCCUUGGAACAAUCCAUUUGGGCUGUGAAGGGUCCAAAAGGUGAAGCUGUUGGGUCCAUAACUCAGCCAUUGCCCAGUAGUUACCUGAUAUUUCGAGCUGCCUCAGAAUCUGAUGGAAGAUGUUGGAUGGAUGCUUUGGAACUUGCUCUGAAGUGUUCUAGUCUCCUCAAGCGAACUACAAUUAGGGAAGGCAAAGAAUAUGAUCUGAACUCCUCGGAGGGCUGUCACGUUGCACUUUUUGGACUGCUGCGAGCAAAUGCACUGCAAAGUCCAGAACACGACCAGUUAAAUGAAAGUGAGAUAGAACAGCAGCACUUCAGAGACCAUGACCUGUACUCUGAUAAAUCAGACAGAGAAAAUGAGCCGGAGCACGAGGAAUCCGAUAAUGAUCCACUGGAGAAAAGUGGGAAAAGUGAGGAAAGUGACUCUGACAUAUCAGAAAAGCAGGAUGUUCUGUACACUGAUCUUGAGCCGAUAGACAUAGUAAAGGAAACCACUUACGUAGAAGAAGCUCAUGAAGAAUUGGGAGAGACGGGUGAGGACUCUCAGACGGAAAUCGUUUCAGAAGAGAACAAAAGUCUGAUUUGGACUCUGCUGAAACAAGUUCGGCCAGGAAUGGAUCUCUCUAAAGUUGUACUGCCUACAUUUAUAUUGGAGCCUCGUUCUUUCUUGGACAAGCUAUCAGAUUACUACUAUCAUGCAGACUUUCUGUCAGAUGCGGCAGCAGAGGAAAAUCCAUACCAGCGUUUGAAGAAGGUUGUGAGGUGGUACUUGUCUGGCUUCUACAAAAAACCAAAGGGCCUGAAGAAACCAUACAACCCAAUUAUUGGUGAAACGUUCCGGUGUAUGUGGAUUCAUCCAAAAGCAAGCAGCAGGACCUUUUACAUUGCAGAACAGGUAUCUCAUCAUCCACCUGUGUCUGCGUUCUACGUAAGUAACAGAAAAGAUGGAUUCUGCAUCUGUGGCAGCAUCUUGGCCAAAUCCAAGUUUUAUGGUAAUUCAUUAUCAGCAAUAUUGGAUGGUGAAGCGAGGCUUUCUUUCCUUAGCCGAGGGGAAGAUUACAUAAUGAACAUGCCUUAUGCUCAUUGCAAAGGAAUUGUUUAUGGUCCAAUGACUCUUGAACUUGGAGGUCUUGUUAACAUCACGUGUGAGAAGACGGGAUACAGUGCAAUAAUUGAGUUCAAAUUGAAGCCAUUCUUAGGCAACAACAACAACGUUAACCAGAUAUUUGGAAAAAUCAAACUGGGAUCAGAAGUUUUAGCCAAUCUGGAAGGACAUUGGGAUGGUGAGGUAAUAAUCAAUGACAAAAAGACGGGUGUAUCUGAAGUAUUCUGGAACCCCACACCUGAAAUCCGACAACAGAGACUAACCAGGUGCACUGUGCUCUUUGAGGAGCAGGAGAACAUGGAAUCAGAAAAACUCUGGCAGCAUGUAACACGAGCAAUAUACAACAAGGACCAACAUGAGGCCACUAGAGAGAAGUUCAUACUGGAAGAAGCUCAGCGUCAAGCUGCUAAGCAGCGGAAAGCCAAGGAAGAAGAAUGGAUCCCUCGCUUGUUUGAACAUGAUCAGGUUACAGGAGAGUGGCAAUAUAAAUACGCAGACACCAGGCCCUGGGAUCCACUGAAUGACCUCAUUCAGUAUGAAAAAGGUGGUGUCAUCCAAUCAAAAGUUUGGCACCGCACUCCAAUGGUACGUUCUGCCAGUAUAAUUAGUCUCAGUAACCAAGGGGGAAGGAAAGAAAGUUACAAGCGGCAGGUCUCUGUGCCAAAGCGAACCCGGAGUAAACACAGUGGGCAACAGAGUCCUGAAAGUGGCUGCUCCAGCCCAGAACCGGAUCACCAGGACUCCUCGGAGAGUGAAAAACAAAAGACAGGGAAACACAGCACAAGACUGAGGAAGAAAGCAAAUGAUCUGACCGAACUACUUGGUGCCAUAGAUUCAAUAAAGAGCACACAGGAGGAGAUCAAUAGAAGUUUGGCAGCUCUACGAAAUCGGACAGCCACAAGCCAGCCCAAUGCAAGUAACCACUUUUUGCAACAGAGGGACUAUGUGGUCAUUCUCUUCCUCAUCCUGCUUCAGAUAGUUAUUAAUUACAUAUUCAACUAACCAUGACCUGACCAAAUGAAGCCAUAAGCAGAAGAGACAAGGAGCAGGAUUUUCUUCAGCACAUGCGGAUCUCUGAGUAUAACCACCAGGCAUGGUGUUGGACCAGGUGUGCUUCAGAUUUGAUAACAAAGUGCUUUCAAAACUUUUCAGUGUGUACAAAAUAUUCAUAUGCAUAUUCACUUUACCUUGUGAUGAACCACAAUGCUUUAAAGACACUCCAUGUGUGUUGAUGCUCCAGACUUAAAUCAAUUUUUACAACUCCUUUAGUAAGGCCAGUUUUAGCAUAAGCCAUAUACUAAAUUACGUGCAAGUAUUAGAAUACCAGUAACAGCAUAAACACUCGCCCGUUACACAUUGGCGCACACCUACAUCUAUUUCCGAAUGCUGUUUCUAGUAUUCCCCUUUUGCAACCAGUGCUUUGUUUAUGAAUGUUACAGUCCCUUAAGAGAGACACGUGAGCUUAGCAUUCAUGUUUAGUUCAGAUUUAACGUACUUUCAGCAGGGUCCAAACUAUAUUUAUACUUAAAAAGUAUUCUGGAGGGGCAGGAUGCUGGAGGGAUGUAGAGCAGUGCCUUCUGGAUGACUUCACACCAGUGUUCAGGAUAUGCUACUAAACGUGUUAGGGCUGUGCCAUAGUUGGGGAAAAAAAGCCUUACAACAUUCCAGAGUUAGUCUGUAAGUUUAUUUUAAUGUCUCAAGUUGUCAUAAUACUGCCAUUAAUAUCUAUGUGGUAGCUUGUAAAACCAGAUUGUAUUCUGACAUUUGUAAAAAUGGUCCAAACCAGUUUAUUUUUUACUUUGCAUCAGUUUUUCUCGUUGUCUGGCUGUCACUAACUUUCGUCCAUCCCAACUCAUUGCGAGUCACAGAACUGGACGGUAAUUUUAAUUUCUAAGUAUAUGAUCCAAAAGUGAUUUGUGCACAUCUAGUACAUGUUUAAACUAGAAUCUAAGCAAAUGUUUACUGUUGCUGCAACCUAUGGUGACUGUUAGAGAAAGACAGAUUAUGCGUAAAAGGACAGUGUUGUGCAUUUUUUUUACAUUUUGAAAGUCAAACACAUGAUUAAAGAAACCAUUGAUGGGAUCAUGUAAAUGUUUUAUCGAUGUACCUAAAUAUUUAUUCAUGAAACAACCUUUUGUUAACUAAGGUUUAUCGAAGUUCUUUGGUUCCAUAAAUUCUACAUUUUCUCAUGAUGUUGACUUAACCAAUAAAUGCCUAAACAGGUGACUGCAGCACCACGGGCACUUCCACUUUCUUCCCCCAGUGAGGUUUCUUUUAUUUUGGGGAAUGAUUUUUAAAUACAAUAUUGUCACAGUAACGGUAGCAAACUAGUGGCAAGGAAUGAGAUGUUGGGUUUCACUCAAUAACCACUUGUAAGAGCACAGUCACUUGUAAUAUGGUAUUUAUGAUCACUGACUUAAUAAAGAUCUGUGAUUCCCACA
This is a messenger RNA of Pristis pectinata (smalltooth sawfish), 4547 nucleotides long. It is a transcript of the gene osbpl8, whose product is annotated as oxysterol binding protein-like 8. NCBI's taxonomy places the organism in Eukaryota, Metazoa, Chordata, Chondrichthyes, Rhinopristiformes, Pristidae. Gene Ontology annotation, molecular function: cholesterol binding. The coding region runs from base 244 to 3108 and encodes 954 amino acids. The transcript is spliced from 25 exons. The record is from RefSeq and is a predicted model, not a curated record. Gene Ontology annotation, cellular component: membrane; intracellular membrane-bounded organelle; cytosol.